AUGGACUUGGCCCCUGCAUAUUUGGCGCCCCCUGUGGGACUUCGCCACAAAGUAAUCACUGACGAAGGCUUUUCUCGACGCAAUCCUCGUGACGGGCCGUAUGGUGUGUUUAUCACGCACCUCGACGAGGGAGUUCACUCAGCCAUCGAUACCGGCCCUUACGAGCACCUAUGGAACCAGUCGACAAGAUUCGUCAUGUCCCUUCUUUGGGAAUCCAAUGAUCAGCGCCAAAGAGCAAAAGAACACUUGAUAUCGAUGAAUAUUGCAAUUGAUCAACAGAAUGAGACAGAGUUGAAUCGUCCUUCUGGCACUGGCUGUAUUGAAGUGCACAAUCUUCAUCGCGCAGGUAUCCAACUAGACCUAGCGGUCAGAGACGUCAAGUUCUAUCGCUCAACUGCGCGCUACGAGGAUGUACGUGACUUUGUUUGGGAGAGAAUCCAGAACAGAAACUAUCCACCAAGCUGGGCUAUCACAAGGCACCAGUUUCAAUGCCAUGUCACCAAAUUUGAAAUCAAACCCUCGAUAUCUAAUGCUUUGGAUAGUGAAGAUGGUGCUUAUCAACAAUCUAAUGUACAAGCCACAUCAAAAUCAACACUCAACGCCAAAGCGAACCGAAAGGUCUCACUAGCCGAUGUUAUUGAGACACAUCGAAAGAUGGCUGCCUCGCAAACAUCUCGGAAGCCCUCUAAGCCCCGGAUUAUAUAA
Messenger RNA from Penicillium expansum, 705 nucleotides. RefSeq lists its product as uncharacterized. The transcript has a single exon. Bases 1 to 705 code for a protein of 234 amino acids. Lineage: Eukaryota; Fungi; Ascomycota; Eurotiomycetes; Eurotiales; Aspergillaceae. The record is from RefSeq and is a predicted model, not a curated record.